AUGAGUGGACAGGCAGUGCCGAGUUAUCGCUACCGCCCACUAGAGCACAAGUACAGCAUCCGCGUUGUGACCAUCGUUCCCGGUAAUUUUCCCGACAAGGUCAACCUCACACUCGCUCAUAUCCGCCUCGACCAAGACCAGCCGUUCGAAGCAUUAUCAUACACAUGGGGCGACGUAUCAGACGGCACAAGGCGCAUCUAUAUCGACCACUUCGCCUUGGUCGCCACGAAAAACCUUUUCGAAGCCCUGCGACGGCUCCGCCACCCCGCCGAGCGUCGGACUAUAUGGAUCGACGCCCUCUGCAUCAAUCAGCAAGACAAUGUGGAGAAGGCCGUCCAGCUCCCGCUGAUGCGCUACAUCUACCAGAAGGCGUCCCUGGCCGUCGUGUGGGUCGGCGAGGCCGAGGGCGAUGGUGAUGAUGAUGAGACACGGUGGGCGUGCCAGUGCUUCGAGCACCUCGCGACGUACGCCUCCAUGUGGUACGAUAAGCCCCAGGCCGCAACACAGAGGGGGGUUCGGGCUCGGCUGUCGGCAUUCGACCUGCCUCGCCUCUUCCGCUUUCUGGACAAGCCAUGGUUCACGCGAGCCUGGACGUUCCAGGAAGUCUGUCUGUCGGAGAAUAUCCGUGUCGUAUGUGGCUCGCACUGCCUCCCUUGGCACACCCUCGUCUUUGCCUUUGCCGCGGCGCGGCUCGGGGUCGACGGAGCCGGACUUCCGGGGGUCUCCAAGUUCGCAUCGGCCCGCGCCGACUACUGGGCCUUGUUUCACUUGGUGGACCCCCGGGACCGUGUGUACUCGCUGCUCGGCCUUGCCAACAUUGCGCCUGGCCUCAUCACGCCAGAUACCAGCGACGUGACAUCGAUCUACACGCUGACUACGAGGGCCCUGAUCCGCCAGGACAACAGCCUCGACUUCUUCCAUCAGCUCGACAAGCCGCGGCCGGUCGAUGACCUCCCGUCCUGGGUCCCCGACUGGAGGCAGACGCAGUGUGACAAGAGCUGGGAGAAGAAGGAGUUUCAGGCUUCGAUCCACCGAGGUGAAAAUACCUUCUAUAACUUCACUCUGUCUUUCAUACCCGACUUCUCGGACCUGCCGCAGACGGAUAAAGAGAAGCUGGUGCUCACUGGCGGAGUUUUCGACAGCGUAAAAAUAGUCACGCCGACGUCGCAGUUUACCAAUAGAUUGAGAGAGCUCAACAAUCGAGAGGAAGUGACAUGGAAUGACAUUAUACUCGAGAUCAGGCUGCUGCACGCCGGGCUCUUGAUGCCUGAGCGCGAGACCAGAGAGCACCUUCUCCUGGAGCAGAUCGGCCACUACAAGCGGGACGUGGGGCUGGCCCUCUUGCAACCUGCCCGCAGGACCUUUGUGCAGGACGUAGGCUGGGUGUCGCAGACAUACAAGGACAUGUGGAUCGAGUGUGAAGAGUCGCCGUCGCCGACCGCCAGACCGAGCGAUGGCCACUUGGCGGUGUCCAAAGUGCUCAAGGUAGCCAAGAUGGUCUUCACCGGUAGUCGUAACAACGAGGGUACCGACGAGACGCGGUCGCGCAUGGCGAGAGAGUAUUGUGCCAUGGUCUGUAGCUUGCUCGAGGCGCGGUGCGUGGCGCAGACGUCGCGCGGCUAUCUUGCACUGGUGCCGAGUAAUUCCCGACCAGGUGACUCGCUCUGCGCGUUGUUGGGGGGCCGCGUGCCGUAUGUGCUGAGGCCCACGAGCCGGUGGGACGGGUAUGCGAUUUGCGGCGAAGGAUAUGUCCAUGGAGUCAUGGACGGCGAGCUCUUCCGCAUAGCGUAUGGUGGGAAUUUGAUAGGGUCUCGUAUACCUGGUGUCUUUUUCGACCAAGUAACGCUUGUGUGA
Messenger RNA from Anthostomella pinea, 1854 nucleotides. Lineage: Eukaryota; Fungi; Ascomycota; Sordariomycetes; Xylariales; Xylariaceae. The record is from the annotation of a GenBank genome assembly.